UUUGCACCAUGAAUGGCUGAACGUUUGUACGGCCUGUUUCAUUUUGUGGUGUUAAUCGAAACCGAACGCUAAAGCUAUGUUUUUCUACGAUGCUAAAUCGGUUUAGAGUUGAUCGUUCAGGAUGUAUAAAUAUGCGAGACUACAUAAAAGUGAACUAUUCAGUGGAAGCUUUGCGUCGAGGAUUCUCGAAGCUCAACUAAUGAUAUCACAAAUUUUGUGACAGACUCAACUGAAACACGCGGGGUUAAUCUUGUUGACAAGGAUUUCGAACUUAUUUAUAACAAACUCUGCCUGUGACGCGCAAAACACAAAACGCGGAAAGGUCACAUUCCGUUGUUCCAAAAUAGGCAAAUGUAAUCAACGUGAUCACCCGGAUAUCGAUCGAUGGAGCAUAAAAUACGUAAACAUCGUUCAGGCUGUAAGUCUGCUAUGGCCAUGGACACAGGAUCUGUUAUCUGGAGUGAAAAAGCCUAUAGACUACGAGAAUUUCACCAGCACUUUGAACUUCCUCAACUAGUGUGUGUGGAAGAUGGCUACUACGACGAGAAAGACGAGACGACGCUCUCUCGUGAUGACGUUCUAACACUACAUGUUCUGCAGAAAGUUAGUUUUUACAAAGCAGUUGACAAGAACGGCCAAGAAAUUAACAUACCAGUUAAUCUCGAAGCUACAGUAGAGACAGUGUCCUGUGAAGCUAUCAGGACUUAUCAUAGUAUUAAGGAGCUUAUCAAUGUUUCGGCUAAAAUAGUUAAAUCAAUCCACAAUCAUCCAUGGUUACUCAUACAAGCUGGCGAUACUUUACGAGUACACGAAGUAUACAACGACCGGGGAGUGGAACGUCUAAGAUUCUCUUUCAUAUCCAGACAGCAAGACGAUGUCAUUAUUCCUACCGAAUAUAAAGCAGAUUUCCAUGUACUUCCAGAUAUUAAGAGGCUAUGGCUGACGGAAGUUGAGGAGACUUUGGAGUUACCUGUGAGAAUCAGAUUUACAGAUAAAACUCUGCAAAUAAAACCAGACGAGGAAGGUGGAAUUUAUGAAGACCUUUCGACUAUAGCAGACCUUGGAGAAGUUACGUUACAAAGUAUUCACCACACAGAUCAAUUUGUAGCAAGCACUAGAAAUGAAAACCGAACUAUGGUGCUGAAGAUACCUGCUAAUACGGACAUUACUGUCAAAGUAGGGGUAGGUAUAGAACAGGGAGAUUACACAUAUGUGGAAGUCUGUCAGUUCUACCACGAAAGAGCUCGUCUAUAUCAAUUAGAUGAUUUGGGUGUAGAAUGCAUCAGGAUUGGACAAACAGAUACCAAGGUGGAGAGAAUCUAUGAAUUUGUGGAUGAGUUUUCAGAUGAAGAUGAUGAGCACGAUUAUGAGGACAUGCCGCCAGAAAUUCCUUCUAGAACUAAGCGAGCACCAUUACAUCCAGAAAAAGAGCAUAGCUCUGAUGAUGAUGAUGAUGAUGAUGAUGACGAUGAUGAUGACGAUGCUUCAAGUGAUGAUUACGAGGAGCCUGAAAUAUCCCCACCGAUUCCAACCCGUAGCACGAGUUUACCGCAAAAUUCGAACAUAAACACAUCGACGACAACUAGUAAUCAAAACCUUUGUACUCGCAUUAUGAAUGCACUUCCUUGCUUACGAACACCAUCUGAAAGUCAAAGUCAUUCGGCUAAGACAGUUAACUCGUACAAUCUCGAAGUGUCUGACGAUCAAGGACGAUAUGUAGAGGACAACACUAUUCGUAGCAACACUGCAAGUUUUAAGGAGCGCCCAAACUUAGAAGCAUUCGAAAAACCAGACAAUAACACUGCGUUGACAGAAUUUCCUGAGAGACUUGACUCGUUGGAUGUGGAAGGAGUCAUUUGGUGUCUAAAAGCUUUGAACAUGGAUCAACAUGUAGAAAAGUUCAAAAAAGAACAGAUUAAUGGCAGACUCUUUGUUACAUUAACCAAAGAUUUACUGAAAUCACUCGGAGUUAUUAACAAGUUCCAACAAGCAAAGUUAUUGAAGUUUAUUCACGAAGGAUGGAGACCAGAUCAAAUCACUUUACAAAAAUAAGAAAAAGUACUAAUGCUAAUGAUUUUGUUAUACAUGAGUCUUACGAGAGCUAUGGACAAAAAAAAAAAAAAAAAAAAAAAAAA
Messenger RNA from Actinia tenebrosa (Australian red waratah sea anemone), 2135 nucleotides. RefSeq lists its product as uncharacterized. Lineage: Eukaryota; Metazoa; Cnidaria; Anthozoa; Actiniaria; Actiniidae. The record is from RefSeq and is a predicted model, not a curated record. Gene Ontology annotation, molecular function: protein binding.